AUGCUAAGUAAUGUCAAAGAUUUACUCGAGAUAGACACCGAAAUUGGUGUUAUUGACGAAGAAAGAUCGAAUCUGGCCAUUCAAUUAAGCACUGCGCAACAAAAAAUCCUAUCCGAUUCCGAGAAGAUUUCUUUAUAUAGAGAUAUUGCUGAUCGAAUAGAAAAUUGUGAGGACAUUUCAGAAGUUCAAAAAUUAAGAGCUGAAUUUGGUAACCUAAAGGUGUUCGAUGAGUUAGAAGUGAAAUUUACUGAGAGGAGUCUAAUUGAAAACAGGAUCUCCGAAUUGGAACGUGUUAAAUGUGAACUUGAUGAAUUGAUAUCUAAAAAUGUGCAGGAUCUUUCGUUCUAUGAAAUUGCAAUUUUACACGGCAACUUGAAAGAAAUUGCUGAUAGUAAUGUAUUAAUAGAGAGCCCGUUAUUGACAUUAACUAUGGAUUCUUUUGAUAAAAGAAUUAUAUCUAGGUAUGCAGAAUACAUUUCGAUAGAAUACAAUCAACAAUUAUUUAACUCCAAAUGGGAUACUGAGCAUUUUGUUUUAUCGGAUACUGAUACGGUCGAAAGGUUAAACAAAACCUCUUCUUUACUCUUCAAAUUAACACAACUUUACUUCAAUCCUGAAAGCCAGGUGAUGUGGAAUUUCAUAUCCAUUUCUAAUAAUUUUAAAAUUAGAUUCACCUAUCAUUUUCAUAACGAUUCCUCCACUAUUAACCUGUACUUCAAGUUUCUGAAUGACUAUCUGAAGAAUAAUUUGUACAAGUGUAUUAGCAUUUUUGAAGACGAAUCAAUUGGUCUUACGAAACAAUUAAUCCAUGAAGAGUUUAUUAACCAUAUUUUAGACCCAAUUAGGGAAAAAAUAAACAUAACCCUCCUUCAAAAUGACGUUAAAACAUUUAUUACAUUAAUAUCCCAAAUUAUAUCGACGGACAAGAAUUUAGCCAGUCAGUACUUUUAUCGUGGUAAAGGUCUUAUUUCUCUUGUAUCGGAAGAAAGCUGGAAUAAGUGGUUACAAUUCGAAAUCACGACAUCGAAGAAACAAUUUGAAACCAUUACUAACUCACCUAAGGAAUUAAUCCCUUCAGUUCAAAAUUUUUGCAAGUUACUCAAGAAAGUAUAUGAUUAUUUAGAACCUUUUUACGGUUUGAAUUACGAUAACCUUGACAAGUUAAAACUGAAAACCUGCUCCCAAAUAUUUUUACAUCUAUCUGCAGAAUAUCUUGAAUAUGUCAUGACCACAGAUUCUCUGGAUGAAAAUCACAACAAAAUUGAUGAAUUAUUUCAAACAAUGACAAAAUUACAAAUACUGAAUGUUGUCUAUUCAAAGAUUUACGAAUUGUCUCAACAAUUUAUUUUCAUCGAAUUAACAACCCUGGUAAACGAGAGUGAAUCCAAGAGAUAUGUAUCUGUCUUCCAAGAUGUACUGAACUCUUAUAGAGAUAAUAUGGAGAACGAUUUACAAGGUUCUAUAAUCCACAGAAUUCAAAAAUUAUCGAAGGACGCACUUCAGAAUUACUUUAAAAUCAACACAUGGAUAAAUACGGAGCCCAUAACUGAUGAAAACAUCACACCAACUGCAGAAGUUGUCAACUGUAUCACCAUGUUAAAGCGAGUUAUUUCAAACCUGGAUACCUUAAACAUCCCCCAGGAAAUUAGUAUUAAUAUAAAGAACGAAUUGCUAAACAGAUUGGUAAAUUACUUUGUGGAAUCAAUAUUAAAACUUAAUAAAUUUAAUAGCCAGGGCCUUCUUCAGUUCGAAACAGAUUUCAAAGCUGUUAAGGACACGCUAAACUUACCAGACGGCCACAAUAAUUACCAGAGUAAUACCCUGAAGGAAAUAUUAACUAUUCUACGUCUUAAAUAUGACAGUUCAGCCGAAAAAUAUAUUCAAAAGAGCUAUAUUAAGAACGGGGAGUUUUCGAAACUUAAGCAAGAAAUGAAUAUUCAACUUUUGAAUGAUUCAGAGAUACAGGAUGCAUUAUAUAGAAUACAAUUAAAUAAUAUAGUUUAA
Molecule: messenger RNA, 2004 nt
Organism: Maudiozyma saulgeensis
Lineage: Eukaryota; Fungi; Ascomycota; Saccharomycetes; Saccharomycetales; Saccharomycetaceae
Source: the annotation of a GenBank genome assembly